Vidua chalybeata is the source of this 998-nucleotide messenger RNA. Its product is annotated as homeobox protein unc-4 homolog. Bases 135 to 977 code for a protein of 280 amino acids. The transcript is spliced from 5 exons. NCBI's taxonomy places the organism in Eukaryota, Metazoa, Chordata, Aves, Passeriformes, Viduidae. The record is from RefSeq and is a predicted model, not a curated record.
GAAUGUUGGCCUCAGUCCUGGGAUGGUUGCCAACAACAGAACGUGGCCCUCGGACCUGCCAGUGCAGCCCUAUGACAUAACCAGGUGGCCCUUGGAAAUGACCACGUGCCAGUGAGGGAAUUUUGCCCUCAGCCAUGGCCAGGUGCCGCCCAUGGAGCCUUCUUUUUUCCCUGAACCCUCCAGAUCAAAUUGACAGAGGUUCCAAUGACAGCUGGGGCGUGCCAGAUGUAUUUCACGAUCCCCAGGUCUUGAAAGAUUUUUUGCCUGGAUCCAGAAAGGUCCGGGAGCCCUCCCCGCGCUCGGAGCUGGCCGGGCCGGCGGUGCCGGUGCCGGUGCCGGUGCCGGCGGCAGCGGGCCCGGGCUGCCCGCGGGGCGGCGGGGCGGCGGCGGGCCGGGCCCGGGACCUGCUGCAGCACUGCCUGUGGGCCGCGGGCAUCACCGAGCAGCUGCUGGAGGCCGAGGCCAGGCGGGACCUCCAGCCCUCCGUGCCUUGCCGCAGUGCCCCGCACAUUGCCCCGCCGGGCCCGGGCCAGCAGCCGCUCCCGCAGCCCUUGGUGCAGCCCCUCGGGCCCUUCUCCGGCCUGCAGCUGGGCCUGGGGCCCGCUGAGCUCGGGGGACAGCAGGGGACGGCCACCGCCCUGCCAGCGCCGCAGGUCGUGCUCCUGCAGCAGGUGCCACAGAGGAUCAUCCUGCAGGUUAAGCAGCCAGGCCCCACCACACUUGCCCUGCUCCCCAGCCCAGCCUGCUGUGUCCUGGGGAGUGGCCAGGGGCUGGGGCCACCAGCCCACAAACCCACCGGCCACCCCUAUCCUGCCAUGCCAUCACCCUGUGGCCACCAGCACCCUGGAGCAGCAGCAGCCCAGCACAGCAGCAUCCCCACAGCCAAGGCUGUGGGAAUUGAGUGGUGGCAUGGGGAAAGCUUCUGGGGCCUGGAGCCAGAAUGGGGGAACCUGGACUCUUUUGUUUCUUAUUUUUAAUAAAACUCGUGAUGGAAAGUG